Molecule: messenger RNA, 3056 nt
Organism: Baudoinia panamericana UAMH 10762
Lineage: Eukaryota; Fungi; Ascomycota; Dothideomycetes; Mycosphaerellales; Teratosphaeriaceae
Exons: 5
Coding region: 385-2850 (821 amino acids)
Biological process (GO): establishment or maintenance of actin cytoskeleton polarity
Cellular component (GO): microtubule cytoskeleton; cell tip
Molecular function (GO): protein binding
Source: RefSeq, a predicted model, not a curated record
GGGGCAAAGGGGUGGGCCAUCAUUUUCUGGCACUACAGCCUCUACCAUACCGCACCGUACCUCGUAGCACUUGUAACUACCGACACGAGUACGUUCUCCCACAUUGAGCGUCUUGAUCGAUUCCUGCGACAAUACGAACAAACACACCACGCGAACGCGCCCCACACGGCCCACUUGGAUUUCACGACCAGCCACAUCUUGCGCGAUAGACCAUACGGCACUACUCUAAGCAUCUCACCAUCAAGCAAGCGCCUCACGAGCUUCGAUAACCGUCCUGCACGUGUACUAGGCUGAUACUGUUACCGUGCAUGAUCGGCCGCGUGCGAACAAAAGGCAGCGUUGUGGGCCGAGGGGCCCUUGGACCGCAUGUGGAGGACGGACAAGAUGGCACGGCCGAACCCUGUGCGAGCAGAUACGAUCGAUCUUCAAGAUCAAGACCAUCCUUCGGCGGCGCGACACCAGAAACAGCCGUUACAGAACGGACUCGCACCGCAUCAAGCAUCACAACUACACCAUGUAGUAGAAGAGAGGCAAACCGAGGAACAGUCGCUAGCGGACGCAUGGAACCACACUGAAAACUUGACCGAAGAGCCGAGCGCGAUCGAUGAGGCGCAAGCUAACGCUGAUGCCGCCAAUGGAGUUCACCAAGACGGCGAGGAAGGAGGCGAGGGCACCGACGGUGAGAGUGAAGGGGAUGAUGACAUGAUGGAUCGAAUAUCGAGCUCUCCGAGCAUUGACGAUGAAGACAUCGACUUUGAAUUCGUUUACGCAUUACAUACUUUCGUUGCGACGGUAGAAGGCCAAGCAAACGCUACCAAGGGCGACACCAUGGUGCUGCUCGACGAUAGUAACAGCUAUUGGUGGCUUGUCAGGGUGGUCAAAGACAGCAGUAUAGGAUACUUACCAGCAGAGCACAUCGAGACGCCGACCGAACGACUUGCACGAUUGAACAAACACCGCAACAUAGACCUUUCUGCUACUAUGCUUAGUGAUAAUUCCGAGAAGACACGAAACCCUGUAAUGAAGGCCAUACGGAGACGGAACGCCAAGACUGUGCAGUUCGCAGCGCCAACAUACGUCGAGGCCUCCGAUUACGAUUACUCCACAGAAGACGAAGAGCAUGCCAUGAACGAACCUUACGGUGCUGGCGCCCAGGUAGAAGAGCCUCAGCAAAACGGCCACGUUGAAGACCAUGAAACCAUUGCCACGAAAGCGGAUGAGGAGGAGGAGCAUUCGAGCAUGCAGUCGAAGCGUGCAUCUUUCGAUCGUGAACAAGCGGCUACAGCAGCACUGGCGAUUGAGGAACCACAACUCAGUCCGAAACUUGUCGACAAAACCGAGGCGGCACCGCUCAAGUCACGGAAGGGCACACCACGAAACACAGACUCUUUCCUCAAAGACGAUACGAUCGAGACCCGGAAAAUCACGCUCACGCCUGGCUUACUUCGGGAAGACAACGCAUCGACAAAGUCGGUUUCGUCGGAGAGCGCACGUAGUGGGAGCACGGAAAAUCUAGUCAAGGUCACUUCACCGACAGAGCUAGCCAAGAAAGAGAGCAAGGGCGCAAAGAAAGAGAAGCCAAAGGGCGGCAUGCUGAGUGGUCUAUUCAAGAGCAAGAAGAAGGACAAGAAGAGCAAAGAGGACUUUGGGACUGAAAGCGAUAUGGAGAAGCCUUCUGUUGAGAUGAACCGGUCGGAAUCACCCAAAGCCAGCCCUUUGACAAGCGGCGGGACAUCGCCGAUCGAGAGGUCUCCGAGCGCGAAUAGCGUUGAAGCGCAGAGACAACCUGCGAGCAGAGCGAAGUUGCAGAAGCAGCCGCCUCCUGGUAACACCGCCGCGCCUGUGCGUGCGGCUACUGACAAGCCCCAGGGGGCUAUUGUGGCGGAAUUGGAAGGCAGCGAAGUCGCGCACGAGAUGGCCGCGGCAGAGCAGCAGCUCGCACCACGUCAAGCAACACCGCAACUGGAGGAAGAAAACGCGUCGCGAAGUUAUGAAGAGAACGCGGAGCCUACACCUGCCGCCAAGCCGAAGAAGGAGAAGGUCAAGCGGGCCAAGCAGCGCGUUGAACUCGAUGACUUUGACUCACCGGUGGAUGAAGACGGGCCGAACCCGUUCAAGGAGCAGGAGGAGAGGCAGCAGCACCAGCACCAGCACCAGCACCAGCAGCAGCAGCGUGUCUCGUCGGAGAAGGAAGUGCAAGACAGCGCGCCACUGCUCCAGCCUACCGACGCCAUGCCAGGGACGUUCAUGCAUGGGACGGAGAUUGUGCAUGUGCCUACGCCUGGGGACCUGAUCGCCGCUUACGAUGGUGGGUUGGAGGAGAGCUUGUCGAGCAGUCCGGUUAUUGUUGAGCACCCGUCGCCUACUGAACUCGAGAGUGGUCCGGUUCACCGGGCCAAAACGCCACAGGCGCAAGACACGGAGGAGGAGGAGGAGGAGAGGGAGGAUGAUGAGUCCACGCCGACUGCACCUCGUUCCCCGGAGACAGAUGUCACUAGAAACCCAGUGGCCACAGCAACUGCCCCUAUAAGCACCCAGACCCCAACAAGAGAGCUCUCGGCAGCAAGCACCGACUCUUCACGACUAUCUCCGAACACGCCGUCAACGCCGAGCAUAAAGGAGCAAGUAUGGUCAGACGUCGGUCUGCGCUCGUGGCUCGACGAUGGCUCGGAGGUGCGCGAUAUGCUCGUCAUGAUACAUGAUAAGAACGGCGUGACGCCCAUCAGCGUGGAUCAUCCGCUCAUGGCUGGCUUGUUUGUUAAUGAGCGCAAGGGGCUGGACAAGAUGAUGGGUGAUUUGGAUGGGUUGUUGGGCAGCUAUCUGCAACGGAAGGGUAUCACGUUUGCGUAGUGCCAGUAUUGCGGUAUGAGGGCACUUCGGGUUUGGUGCACGCCUUGGCAUGAGAUGAUGGGAUGAGCAUACCCCUGGACGUAUGUAUAGAGCAUGACUUGGGCGGACAGCGGUCAAUUACAUUCUGUACAUAACACCUUGCUGUAGGCUUCGACGCGUGCGCGACGUGAUACGUUUGACAUUUUGCGUCGCCCCCCAACGCUGCU